This is a messenger RNA of Eufriesea mexicana, 1173 nucleotides long. RefSeq lists its product as uncharacterized. NCBI's taxonomy places the organism in Eukaryota, Metazoa, Arthropoda, Insecta, Hymenoptera, Apidae. The record is from RefSeq and is a predicted model, not a curated record.
AUGUCGACGUCGGAUUUGGUCGGAUACUCGCACGACUUCCUUACGGAAUUCAUUCAGCUGUACCGCAGCUUCCCCUGUUUGUGGCAGGUCAGGUAUAAGGGAUACAAGGACAGACUACUGCGAAACCGUGCUUACGAUACCCUCGUGCAGAAGUUGAGGGAAGUGAAUCCGAUCGCGGAUAGGGAGACCGUUAUACGAAAAAUCAACACCCUGCGAACCGCGUUCAGGAGAGAGUACAAGAAGGUGCGAAGCUCGCAAAAGAUGGUUCAGAAUCCCCGGCAGCGGUACAGAUCCUCGUUAUGGUACUACGAUAUCUUGAAGUUCGUCGCGGAACAGAACGAGACGAGUCCAUUGGACGAAGAGAGGGACGUUAAGAACGCUUUGGUUAACCCGGCGGAUCUCUCUCAAGAGGAGAUGAUGUCUGUGCAAACGGACGUAGACAAGAUCGAGCCACCGUCACCUGUACCGUCCCCGGGAGCUAGCUCCGUUCCGGCUUUUCAACCGAUCAUUCUGGAAACCGAGGGCUCGUACGCGAGGAGAAUCUCGAACUCCGUGUCAACCGAUUCUCUCCGAAGAAAAUAUCAGCAAUCGUCAAUGAAGGAAUCGACUCGCGAACUUUCGCCGAGACAGUUCGCUAGCUGCGUGACGGAUGACCAUUUCGAGACCUUUGGCCGCUACGUGGCUGGCAAAUUGAGGAAGUCGAUGCCCCGACAGGGUAUCAUCGCCGAGAAGAUAAUCGCGGAGGUCCUCUUGAGAGCUAAUCUCGGCACCUUGGAGGAAGCUACUUGUCUCACAGAGAAAGUACCUUCCCGUUGCUUCUUGGUAAUGGGCGAUCGUUGAGUAUCCUUCUCGUUCACCUCGUCUCUUCUUUCCUCGCUUCUUUUCCUCCCAGUCUUGUCCAUGUUUCGCGAUCGUUCGUCAACGAACGCGUCUACCCGUUCAUCCGCCGCUGUCCGUAUCGAGCGAUUCCACGCAUCCAUGUACAUACGUACCUGGCCGUUCCUAGUCCAAAUGCACCAGUGUGCUUCGCGUUCAGUCGCCUGAGAGAAGAGCAAACCUCGGACGAACCUGUGCACCACGACAGCUCGCAUCGCAGACCAAUCGACCACUCUGGCCACUAGCCAACGAAACCAGCUUUUUUUUUCCUUUUCUCUGCCUACAUCUGCGAAACUA